Molecule: messenger RNA, 2361 nt
Organism: Hyalella azteca
Lineage: Eukaryota; Metazoa; Arthropoda; Malacostraca; Amphipoda; Hyalellidae
Gene: Cep135
Product: centrosomal protein of 135 kDa
Exons: 14
Coding region: 37-1974 (645 amino acids)
Source: RefSeq, a predicted model, not a curated record
GGUGGGGGCGUGAGCGAGCGUGAACUGACAAGCGCGAUGCAGGAGCGCGACUUUUACUUCGCGCAGCACAUGGCGCUCACCAAGCAGCUGGCUCAGGUGGCCGCUACAGCUGGUGCCGACGCUCCUAGGAACACUCGAGAGGAGUUCGAGACGCUGCUGGUGGAGAAGCGCGCCGCCGUGGUGGAGAGGGCCGAGCUCGAGGCGCGGGCGCGCGCUCUGUCCGAGGAGCUGCAGCAGAUGUCGGAGGGCCGACGAGACGCGGAGAAGAAGAAUAGUCAACUUCAGGCCGCCCUGCAGAAACUGCAGACGGCGGCGCUGCAGCAGCUCCCCCCGUCAUCACAGGAGUUCAUCGCUGAGGUCCGCAAGAGUCGCGACGCUGCCCUCGCUGACCUUGACCUCGUCAAGCGUGACCGUGACCUCCUGCGUGCUGACCUCAAGAAAAUAUCAACGCAAACUGCUCGGGAAGGCGCCUCUGCAAACGAGCUGCAGCGCGCUCUGCAGCAGAAGGUGCAGCAGAGCAGCAGGAUAGUGUCAGAGCAGCAGCAGCGUCUGCAGGCACAGACCGACGUGCUCACGGGUCUGCAGGGGCAGCUGCAGAAGCUGCAGGACCAGCUGCAGGCUGUCAAUAAGCAGCUUAGAGAAUCAAACGCCAUCAACAAUCAACUUAGAUCUCAGCUAAGCAGCAAUGCAAACGAGCUGAGCGAGCAGAUCAGUGAGCUGGAAAGACGCAACAGGAAUUUGUCAGCUUCUGACAACCGCAUACGUCAGCUCACUGACGAGUGCUCUGAGCUGACGGCUGACGCUGAGCGGCUGAGACGUGAGCUGCUCAAGCUGAAGAGCGUGCACGCUGAACUCGAGGAAGAGCAUCGGCGCUGCCUGGAUGAGCUGACAACGAAGAAAGAGAUUGUGUCAGCUCAAGCAGGGCAGCUACAGCAACGAGCUGAAACCAUCAGCUCUCUGCAAGCUGAUAUUGUCAGACUUGAGGCACAGAUAACGUCGAGUACAUCUGCGCUCACUGCGGAGCAGGCGACGCUCACGGCCGAGAAGCAGCGAUUGUCUGAACUACGAGUCAUGCUGGAGGAUGCUGAGGGACAGAGGGAUGCUGCCCUCAAGGAGAUACGGCGGCUGCAGGGCGAGCUGUCGUCUGCUCAGCAGGACGCGCUGCAGAGCGCGUCGGAGCGCGACGUCUUCAAGAUGCGCACGCAGGAAUAUUGCGCCACGCUCGAGCGCCUGGGCGAGGCGCUGGCUGCCAAGGCAUCUGAGGAGUCAGCCCUGCGUCAGCAGUACCUGAGUCUGAACGACACCGUAGAGACGCUGAGGACCCACAGCCAGUCACUGGAGGGCGACGUGGCUGUCAAGGACCAGAAGCUGGGGCACCUCGAGGCCCUCAUACAAGAGAGCAAGAGGGAGAGAGAACAUAUGCUGCAGCAGGUUGCAGAGGCGACCGACCAAGUGGCCGAGUUCGACGCUCGCUGCAAGACGCUCGAGGAAGCCAAGUACGAGAGCGACCGAGAGCUCAUCAGCACUCGAGAGCUCGCGCAGAGGCUCGACGGCAAGAGAGCUGAACUCGAAGCUGAGCUCGCCAGAACUCAAGACGCGCUCGAGAAGCUGGGCCGGGAGAAGAAGCGACUCCAGGGCGACGUGGAGCGAUUGGAGGCGGCGGUGACAGAGCAGAGAUCGGAGCAGGCAAAGCUGGAGUCCGCGCUGUCGGAGCACCGGAAACUGGAGUGGAGCAACGCGGCGGAGGCUAAGCAAAUCUCCGUGGAGAAGCAGCAGCUCAGCCGCAAGCUGGCAGAGACGCAGGCAGAGCUGGAGGCCGAGGCGUCAGAGUGUCGGAGGCUACGAGCGCACGCGGCGCUGACGGAGGCAGAAGUGGAGCGUCUCAAGCGAGACCUCACGCACGAGCAGUACGAGCGAGAGCGCGCCGGACAGGAGCUCAGGAGGCUGAGAUCUCUUCAGUUGCUGAGCCUGUGAGACAAGCUGGAAUAUUCGUAAACAGAAAUGUGACUGGAAUUCUACGUUUAUUGAGAGUCGUGUUGAAGAAGUUAGGGAAUACGUUGACUAGGUUGAUUUCAACCCAGUUCAACCCUACGAAUGCGCACAAUUUUACCACGACCAUUACCAUUUACUGCCAUUGAGCAUUUACAAUAGUGCCGGCAGUCAACGUACAAAUUUUAUUUAAAGGGACUUUAACUUAAUCAAUUGCAUGUAGUGUUACGAUGGUAGAUGUAGUUCGAUAUGUAGCGUUAAUGAAAACUGAGAUUUAGAAUGAAUUAUAUGAUCGAAGUGAAAUACGUUGUACAAGAUGUUGACACGUUGACUACGAAGUGGUACAUAUGCAUACCACGAAAUGUAUUUCUC